Molecule: messenger RNA, 2210 nt
Organism: Triticum aestivum (bread wheat)
Lineage: Eukaryota; Viridiplantae; Streptophyta; Magnoliopsida; Poales; Poaceae
Product: BTB/POZ domain-containing protein POB1
Exons: 5
Coding region: 725-1984 (419 amino acids)
Biological process (GO): response to red light
Cellular component (GO): nucleus
Molecular function (GO): protein binding
Source: RefSeq, a predicted model, not a curated record
GACGCCUAGUGUUGACGAGGGUCUUAACUUCCCGGCAGUCCUCGAGGUCGUUCCUGGUGGAAAGAUCCACCGGGCACCACCUGCCGGUGCCCCCCUCGAAAGCGUUGGUUCCUCUCUUACGGUCCAGGACGUCGCGAAGGUCGUCGAUGCGGGCGGUGUCGGAUCCACGGGCCCUGCGAUUUCCUGGAUCCACGGGCGCAUGGGGGACUCCUCCUCCAACGCGGCACCGGCGGGUGUCGGAGGAGAACGCACAUGGUCUGGAGCGCGGCCACCUUGGUGGCCUCGCCAGCGCCCGGCCGACGGCGCGCUGGUGGGGGCUCGACGAGCAGGCACCGCCGGGGGGAGCUGAGCCCCCUGCCGCUAGAAGACUGGCUGAGCCGCAACGAUGUCCCAUGCCAUACCCAGUGGUUCCCAGCGUGCUGGCGGCGAAGGCCGCUGCCGCCGCUGUGCCUGCGAUCGACGGGAGGGCAUGGUUGAUGAUGAUUGAUACAACAAAUAUUUAAUAUUUGGAUUUAGCUGUGGUGUUCAAACACAUCUAUCCCCUGUCCCUGCAACAGCAGAAUACAAUCAAUCCACUGCAACUGAGACUAGCCACUGGACAAUGGAUGCGAACCAUGCGACUCAGAAAACUUGAAAAGAUGCUAUUCCAGCUGACACCUAAAGUUCUACUACUUGAUGUCCUUUAAGGAAUUCUGAUAAUGGACAGAUAGACUGUUUCUCAACCAUGGCAAGUACACCAAUUUUAACAGUAAAGACCCUUCAUAUCAAUUCAGCGAUUCUUGCUGCAAGAAGUCGCUUCUUUCUAAAGCUUUUCUCAAAUGGCAUGAAUGAAUCUGAUCAGACGCAUCCAAGAAUCAGGAUUGCUGAUUCAGAGGAAAAGGCCUUUAUGGAGCUUUUAAGCUUCAUGUACAGUGGAAAGUUGACAACAAUUGAGCCCACUCUUCUGCUCGACAUCUUAAUGGCUACCGAAAAAUUUGAGGUUCUUUCUUGCAUGAGGUACUGCAGUCAGCUGCUCAGAAGCCUGCCUAUGACCACAGAAUCUGCACUGCUAUACCUAGACCAUCCAUGCUCCCUUUCAAUGGCUGCUGAAGUUCAGAGUGUGGUAGGUGCAGCCAGGGAAUUCCUUGCUGAGAAAUACAAGAUUUUAGACAAGUUUGAAGAAGUGAUGAACAUCUCUCUUUCUGGAAUCGAGGCGAUCUUUUCGAGCACUGACAUACAAGUAGCAUCUGAAGAUGCGGUAUAUAACUUCUUGCUCGAGUGGGCCCGUGCGCGAUACCUGGAACCGGAGGAAAGACGCGAGAUCUUGAGCAGCCGUUUGCUUCCGCUGGUACGCUUCAGUCAUAUGACAUGUGCCGCACUUCAGGAGAUCCUAGCAUGCACUGAUGAUGAUAUAGACCGUGAGCAAGUAACCAAGCACAUCAAUGAGGUCCUCCUCCAUAAAGCUUACCCAACCCAGAUGGAAGGUGCUCUUGCAGCAGAUGUAUCAACUCUCGAUUGGCAAUCUGUUGAGCGAACUUACGGGUCCAAACAUGUGAAAGCGGUUGCGUUUGAUCGACCUUACCCACAGGUUAUAGUUUACAUGGAUCUAACGCGCGCCGAAUGCUCCGGAUUCUUCCCAUCAGGAGUUAUAUUGUCGGACUGGUUCAAUCUCGCAGGUCAGAAAUUCUAUCUCAUGGCAAACUGUGUACUGGAUGAGGAGACAGAGUUGUACAGCUUUUGCCUCUGGUUAGGGAUAUAUGGAAAUUCUAUCUCAGGCUCGUCGUGUUUCGAUAUUGAGUUUGCUGCAAGGACAAGAUCGUCAGGAAAAUUCUUGAGCAAGUACGGCGGUAGGCACACAUUCAGCGGGUCUUUGCUGGAGGGAUGCGAUGAUCUUUUUGGAGUUCCAUGGUCGACGUUCAUUGCGGACGACAGCCUCUUCAUUGACGGCGUGCUGCAUCUGAGAGUUGAUCUGACUGCGGUGGAGCAGCCUGAAUUACAGACCUGAUGGUAUUUCACUCAGCAAAGUUAGGGUGUGUCUUGAGCCCUGCAUGUGAUACUGUGAGCUGCUGCAGCAGCCAGGAAGUUUAAUCCCUGGGCAUUGUCCGGGGUAACCUGAAUCAUGUGUUGUUGUUGUUGAUCGGUUGCUACUGCAAGUCAGUAGUAACAUGUGUGUGUGUGUGCGCUGACUGCUGACUUUUGUAUGUUGCUAUCAUACUUCAGAAUUUUAUUUA